Closterium sp. NIES-65 is the source of this 4029-nucleotide messenger RNA. NCBI's taxonomy places the organism in Eukaryota, Viridiplantae, Streptophyta, Zygnematophyceae, Desmidiales, Closteriaceae. The record is from the annotation of a GenBank genome assembly.
AUGGAGCAGGAGUUAGUGAGCUACGCGGGCGUGGCGUGGCGGGGCCGUGUCGUGGCGGAUUAUGGUCGCGAGACGGCCGCGCUCGCACCGGCUGUUACGGAGGCGAUUAAAGACCUCCCUCCUUUCGCCACUCAGCUGUCACUCGGCUGCGGGCGAGUCUUCGCGCUCAUCCAGCGCGCGCGCGACGAGCCUUUCGACUCCGCCGCUGUCUCGGUGAAGGCGGAAGCGCAGCGUCCGAACGGCGCAAACGGCGCGAGUGGCGCGGGCGAAUUGUCUGACCGCGCCGCGAACGGAGCGACCGAAUCGCAGCGAGGGAGUAACUAUAACGGGGCGGUAUUCUUUCUGAUUGGCUACGAGCCGAUGAGUAAAGACCAGGCGCGCGCGCUUCUCGGGCGGACCCGAUGCGCGUUUCAAGACGCCGUGAUUGCCGCUGGCAAAGAAACUGCUCUUAACGAAGCAUCCUCUAACGAAGCUGAUCUUUGCGACGACGACGCGUUUCGCGCCUCCAUCCGCCAAUCGCUUGCCGCCACGUUUCGAUGCUUCCGCGGGCGGAUCGCCGACGAGCCUUCGGAGCUAAUCGUGUAUGAUGAUGCUCCUAACGCGUAUAAAACUCGCGUCGAAGAACGGCCUUCUAACGAACACGCACGCGCGGCGGGAGGCGCGGGGGAAAGUAGAGGGGAAAAAGCGGAUGGAGGGGAAGCUGACGCGGACGCGCAGCUGUUGGCGCUGAAGCGGGAGAUAGAGGAGGCGCAGGCUCAGCUGGAGAGGCUGCAACGGGGGGAGGUAGUAACUGCGGCGCAGGGCGAAGUGAAACAGGACGAGGCGCAUCAGGGCGAAGCGCAUCAGAGUAGUGUUUCCCAGGAACGACAAGAGCCGGAACUGCUGCUGCUGCAGCAGCAGCAGCAGCAGCAGCAGCAGCAGCAGCAGCAGCAGCAGCAGCAGCAGCAGCAGCAGCAGCAGCAGCAGCAGCAGCAGCAGCAGGGGGAGGUGGGAACCGAGGGUUUGCGCCUGGCUGGCAGAACUUUGUCCGUAUCAAUCUCCCUGGACCAAUAUGACGAAAGCACUGACGUCAGCAAGCACCUGCAGUCGUGGCACAAGGAGAAUGCAGCUUCGCACGCAACCGCUGAUGCGUCGCCACGUGCUCGAGCUGACGUGGCAGCAGCUUCCAGUGAUCAAGUGCCAGCUGGCAGUGCCGUCCCAGCCUUCUUAGACGCUAACACUGCUGCGCUGGAGCAGAAUCAUCCUGGAAGCUUCACUCCCACUUUUAACCAUCCUCCAUGGGGUGUAAUUGGCAUUCCUGCAGAUGCAGCAGUAGCUAAUCCCCCGUCGCUCCACAGCGGUAUUGAGUUGUAUCUGAGUUACACAAACGGGGAUACUGCUGCUGCCACGGGAACUAGCAUUGUGGCUGACGUGUCGGCCACGUCAGCAGCGGGCCGUGUCACAUCUGGCUACGACGAUUCAGCUGAUUCACCCAAGGGGGGUUGGGGAGGGCUAGGAGGAGAGAAGGUAAAAACUCCGAAGGGGGGGGAGGGAGAGUCAGAGAGUGACAAUAACGAGGGUGGUUGUAAAGAAGGUGAUUCUAGUGGAAGGAGGUUGACGAUAUGGGGGAAGGGGAGUAGCAAGGAUGGGAGUGGGAAGGAGGGAAGUGGGAAGGAGAAGGGUGGGAAGAAGGGAAAUGGGAAGGAGAGGAGUGGAAAGAAGGGCGCUCGCUGCAACAGCAGCAGCAAUCUCGCCGCACAGGGCAGUGAUACUGACGUACUCGUUAUAGACAGCUCCACCAGCAAUAUAAGCAGCCCGUUAACAGGAACGCCAAACUCCGGGACUCCUCUUGCCGGCACCCCCCUUGCCGGCACGCCCAAGUCGCUCACUCCCCGCUCUUCCACGCUGCCUUUCUCGUUGAGUCGGGCAGGGAGCAGUAUUGGAGGAGUGGUGAGCGGUCAACAGAGCCGCAGUGGGGUUGAGAGCGGUAGCAGUGGUGGAAGUAGCAGGGAGGGCAGCCCGGCUAGGUCGUUUGGCGCUGGUGGGAGGAGUGCUAGUGUGGGGGCUUUAAGUGCGAUGCUGGGAAGGUCGAGAGAGGAGGGGAGGGUGAGAGAGGAGGGGAGGAUGAAGGGAGAGGGGAGGGUGGAGGACAAGGGGGAGAGGGAAGAGGAGAGGGGCAGUGGGGAAAGUGGUGUGAGUGCUGCUGCUGCUGUUGCUGCUGCUGCUGGUGCUGGUGGUGGUGCUGUGGGUGGUGCUGCUGGUGGUGCAGCAGGGGGUGGGUUGAUGGGAAUGUGGGCAGCAGCAGCAGGGAGCAACCCUCUCAGCCGACAGUCCAGCAGUAACCACUUCCCAAUCCCAGGUAACCAAUCAGGUGGUAACCGCAUAACCAACGGCAUGUAUGCUGGUUCGGUUGCUGGUUCAGAUGAUGGCGUGGGUGAUGGUAUGCAUGACGCAUGGAACAGUGCACCCAUAAGCCAGUCCCAGCAUCUCCCCCGCGUGUCUUCUAGAGAUCCCUGGAACGCCAUCGAGGCCCCGCACUCGCAGAAGCUGCCAAACGCCCAGGAGAUUUCCCAGGAGAAACUGCAACAGAAGCUGCAGAUGCAGCUGCAACAGCAGCAGCAGCAAAUGCAGCAGGAGAUGAGUAUGGGAGGCAGGGGAGGAAAGGAGGAGGAGGAGGAGGGGGAAGACGAGCCACCGUCAAUGACAAGUAGAACUGGAGGCAUUGCUAUUAAGGGGGGCGCUAUUGCUGCUCGUGCUGCUGCUGCCGGUGCUGCAGGUGGUGCUGCUGCUGCUGGUGCUGCAGGUGGUGGUGGUGGUGCAGUAGCGUCCACCCCUCCAGGCAGUGGCACUCACCACCUCUUCUCCCCCACUGGUUCCCUCUUCUCCCCGGGUAAGCUGCAGCGCCGAGCCUCGCUCUCAGGCUGGGCAAGGCUGGGAGGUAUGGGCAAGAGCAGCAGCACCAGCAACCUGGCUGGAACUGCUGCUGCUGCUGCUGCUGGUGCUGCUGCUGCUGGUGGUGGUGCUGGUGCUGGUGCUGCUGGUGCUGGUGCUGCUGGUGCUGCUGGUGGUGCUGGUGGUGGUGCUGGUGGUGGUGCCGCAGGUGUGUGUGAUGGUUUGAAUGAUCCCAAUCCUGCUGCUGCCGCCGCCGCCGCCGCCACCGCCGCCGCCGCCGCCGCCACCGCCGCCGCCGCCGCAGCUGCCGCCGCUGCUGCUGCUGCUAUUACCUCUGCUGCUCCCCCUGCCGCUGCCGCAGCUGACCUUCCUUUCGUUACAAGCAAGCAUCACUCCAAGACGGCACUCAGUAGCACCUCCGGUAACACGAGGAGCACCACUCCCACCACCAGCGGCAGCACGAGUGGCAGAAGCGCCGGCAAGGAUCCAUGGAGCAAGGCUGUGAGGAAGCUUUGGAAGGCAGCUAGAAGGAAGAAGGGGGAGGGGAAGGGGCCGACGGGGAAGCAGGAGAAGGCGACGGGUGGGGAGGGGCCGGCGGUCGGAACGGGAAAGGGUGCGCAGGGGGAUUUGACUGAGGAGGAGGAGGAGUGGGAUGAGGAUGAGGAGGAGGAUGAGGAGGAUGAGGAAGAGGAGGGAGCGGGGAUCGAUGCCUGGAAGCUUCUGGAAGAGGGGAAGGGAGGAGAGGGAGGAGGGAGGAGCAACCGCCGGGUGUCGCUAUCCGGGUGGCCAGGCGCGGGUGCGUUUGGUGCGAAGAGCAAGAGUGUGGGGAACAGCGGUGGGAGCCGGGACAGACGCAGGACGAGCAUUAGUGGGGUGGUGCGUGGGACGGGAGGAGAGGAGGGGCAGGGCAAGGGAGAGGGGAACAGGGGGCAGAAGCACGGUGAGUUGGGGGUUGGGAAGGAUGGUGAGGGUGCGGGGGGGGGUGUAGGUGCACAAGCAGCAGUUGUUGCUACAGGUGCUUUUCAAGUUGCUGCUACAGCUGCUGCUACUGCUCAGGCUGGUGGGGGUGGUGAGGAGGAGGAUGACGGGGGAUGGGCACAUGCUCUUAGUCAGAGGGCUGGGGUUAAGUCCAAGGGAAGAGUAAGCUGCUCUGUGUGA